Rhagoletis pomonella (apple maggot) is the source of this 541-nucleotide messenger RNA. Its product is annotated as serine protease 7-like. Gene Ontology annotation, biological process: proteolysis. The transcript is spliced from 4 exons. The record is from RefSeq and is a predicted model, not a curated record. Bases 1 to 465 code for a protein of 154 amino acids. Gene Ontology annotation, molecular function: serine-type endopeptidase activity. NCBI's taxonomy places the organism in Eukaryota, Metazoa, Arthropoda, Insecta, Diptera, Tephritidae.
AUGAUUUUCUUUUUCUGCAGUACCGAUGCGACUGUUCUACUGCUAUUAAGUGGUUCAGUUGUCUCCGAAUGCGCUGGCUCAUUAAUCAAUGAACGUUAUGUGCUGACAGCAGCUCAUUGUGUCACUGGUCCAGUUGAACAGAAAAUAGGUAAACUCAUCUCAGUGCGCACCGGAGAUCAUGACAUUGCAUCACCGGAGAAUUGCAAUCAGCACGAGUGCCCGCUGUCCUAUCAGCGCUUCGGUAUUCAGAAUAUUAUCGUACAUGAUCGUUACGGUGCUAAUCGGGAUCUCCGCAUUAAUGAGCAUAACGACAUAGCAUUGAUUCGAAUGGAUAAGGCGGUGGAAUUUAAUGAUUACAUGCAGCCUGUUUGCCUGCCCAUUGUUCGCCUUCAACAAGAGCUAAGAGAGGGUGCACUACUCACGGUGGCCGGCUGGGGUCACACGGGUUUAUGUACCUCAACAUAGUAGAGUGAAGAAAAAAGUCCGAGUGCCACUUUAUUCCAUGGAAAAGUGUCGCCAUAUUUUCGAUAGUUACUUUUAU